This is a messenger RNA of Notechis scutatus (mainland tiger snake), 588 nucleotides long. It is a transcript of the gene IL22, whose product is annotated as interleukin 22. Gene Ontology annotation, cellular component: extracellular region. NCBI's taxonomy places the organism in Eukaryota, Metazoa, Chordata, Lepidosauria, Squamata, Elapidae. The record is from RefSeq and is a predicted model, not a curated record.
AUGGAUCCAUGGAAGAACUGGACAAGAUGCUCUCUUCUUUGGGUGUUCUGCUGUUAUUACCUCUUCCUCCUCACUGUUGCAAGUCCUUUGCCCUUGAACCAAACAGGCACGCUAAAUAAUCAGUCCUGCAGCCUUAGCCGAAAUCACUUCAGGAAGUUUGCCUUCAAGAACAUGACCUAUACCGUGGCCAGAGAGGCAAGAGUUUAUGAUAAGGACACAGUUAACAGGUUUGUGGGACAAGAUUUAUACAUCAACGUCACGAGGAAUGAACAUUGCUACUUAAUGAAAAGAGUAACAGAUACUGUCACACAUGUCCUCCAUGAUCUGAAGAACCCAAAUCCCAAUUUCCAUGAAGUAAUAUAUUUUUUUGCGCAUUUGACUACAGAACUGCGUGACUGUAAACCAACAGCAGAUACAACAUACAUAGAAGGAAAUUUGAAAAGAAUGAAAAAUAAAUUAGAACAGUUGGGAGACAAUGGAAUGAACAAAAUGAUUGGUGAACUUGAUUUGCUAUAUGACUAUCUGAGGGAUGCGUGCGCUUCAAAGAAAGCAAGCAAGGGGCACCAGGGCAAGAAGAACAAUGGAUGA